Molecule: messenger RNA, 3904 nt
Organism: Abrus precatorius (Indian licorice)
Lineage: Eukaryota; Viridiplantae; Streptophyta; Magnoliopsida; Fabales; Fabaceae
Exons: 5
Coding region: 87-2900 (937 amino acids)
Source: RefSeq, a predicted model, not a curated record
GUCUUCUUCUGUUCUUCUUCUUCAACUUCAUUUCAACUACAUUUCUUACUACUUUACCUCUCCAGCUUUGGACCCUGUGCUUUCAAAUGCUGAGACCCAAAGGCAGCAAGCAGGUUCAUAGACAUAGAAAACUUCAGAGUUUUCCUUCUGAUUCUGGUUCUUGCGGUGGUGGAGUUGCACAUGAAGAUUCGAACUCAUUUCAAUUGGGAUGGAGAUCUUCGAAACAACCGUUUGGAACUCCAGUGAAGAAGUUAUUAGCUGAAGAGAUGUCCCGAGAAACUGAAUCCAAAAGAAGACCUCCUGGUGUCAUUGCCAGAUUAAUGGGUCUUGACGGGCUUCCGUUGCAGUUGCCUGCUAUUAAGCAUCAUAAGGUUUUGUCUGAAAACAAUCUAAAAAGGACAACACUGGUGGGGAAAACUCGAAGUAGUGGUACAAUAUAUGGCAGUCGAUCAUCUAGGAGAAGCUCAAAGAAUCAGCAGGAGUUUAAGGAUGUCUUUGAGGUCUCAGAGAUCCCAAACGUAGAGAGCUGUAGGUAUUCGUCACAAGGGUCUGUGCACUUAAAGAUCACUGACGAUGAAAUGUUAUUCAUUGAACAGAGGUUCAUGGAUGCCAAGCGCCUUGCAACUUAUCAGGAUUUACAGUCUUCGCAGGAUUCCCAUGAUACACUUGAGAUUCUUGACUCUAACAAUGAUCAUCUGCAAAAAUACUUUAAGCGGCCAGAUUCUUUGUUUGAAAAGCAUUUAGAUGAUCUGCAAGCUGCCCCUUUACAACCACACUCUGGUCAUGUUGAAGCUAUGAAAUCUUUAGAUAUAGAGAAAUGUGAACAUGGUGGCUUCAGCUGGAAGUUGGAUAGAGAGACAACAGGGUUGAAUUACAAUAGAUCUCACCAUAAGCAUCAUGAUGGGUAUUCUUGCCGGUCUGCCAGAAGACAUGCAAUGCAUAGUUCACCAAAAUCAUCAAAACUUCAGUUUAAUGGAAGAGACAAACCUGAUGCAGUUCCAACAAAGAUUGUAGUAUUAAAACCUAAUCUUGGAAAAAUGCAGAAUGCUGCCAAAAUUGAUUCAUCACCUUGUUCUUCACAUACUUUUCUGUUAGGGUGUGGAAAGAAUGUUGAAUUUUCUGAUGUCAGAUUUAGUAGGGACAUUGAACUGAAUCAAAAGCAAAAAUUGCCUGAUACUGCCUGGCAUUCAAGGCAAAAUUCUUUGGAAUCUAGAGAAAUUGCAAAGGAGAUCACUAGCCAAAUGAAAAAUAACUUGAAUAAUGGCUCCAUGAUAUUUUCAUCUUCUAGAUUUGAAGGAUAUACUUGGGAUGAUAGCUCCUGUAGUUUUUCUGGGAACGAAUCUCCUGAGGAAUCAGAGAUAAGUCCUGCAACUUUGGGAAAGUCAUUUGACAUGAGUAAUCUACCACCAUCCCAUUUUAGUGAAUCAUCUGUGAGUAGAGAGGCAAAGAAGAGAUUAUCAGAGAGGUGGAAAAUGACGCUCAAGUCUCAACAGAGCCAAUCCAUCUCCAGGAGCAGUACGUUGGCUGAAAUGCUUGCUGUCCCUGACAAGGAAAUGAAAAGAACUAAUUAUGACAGCAUUUCUUGUGGGGAAGGUUUACGAGAUAAACUUGCUAGAAAUGGUAAACCUUCUGGGUGGGUUGAACCAUUGGGUAUCAGCAGUAGGGAUGGUUGGAAGGAUGGGUGUAUUGGAAGUUUGCCAAGGUCUAAGUCUCUUCCUGCUUCAUCUACUACCUUUGGAAGUCCCAGAACAAUCUUGCGCCAUGAAGCACUUCGUGAUGAUCGAUUUAUGAUGCCAAAGGAAACCUUUAAACGGGAAAGGAAAAAAGCAGUGAAAUGUCUUGAUCAAAGACAGCGUAUGAAUACCAGAAGCUCAAAAUCUGGUCACAAGAAGUCUUGGUCUUCUCAUUCCUCAAACAUAGGAGAGGAUGAAUCUUCCCCAGACUUAAAUACAAUUCAACAUAAAAUGAAGAUUUAUCUUGAAGAGGAUUUAUCCAAGCAAGAAGUGCUGGCUGCUGAGAUCCUUAGAGAUUCAAGUACUGAAGAUGUUAUGGAUGUGGCAAAUGAAAUAGCAGAUGGGUUAUCUGACUCUUCUAAAAAGGAGCUAUCAGUUGGGUCUUCCAGUAGAAAUUCAUUCCCUGUUCAACCACCUGUACCUGGUCUUGAAUCUUCAUGCUGUAAAGAUGUGGAUCAACCCAGUCCAGUCUCAGUCCUAGAACCUUCUUUUACUGAUGAUUCAUCACCUUAUUCGGAAUGUUUUGAAAGUCUCAAUGUUGACAUCCAAGGGCUUCGAAUGCAACUCCAGUUGCUGAAGUUGGAAUCUGAAGAAUAUGUGGAAGGAUCCGUGCUUACUCCAAGUGAUGAAGAUGGAGGAGAAGCAUCUAAUGGAAUUUCAGAAGACAACGGAUUAGGUAAAACUGAAGAUAGCUGGGAGUCUUCCUACAUGAUUGACGUCUUGUCUGAAUCUGGUAUAGAUAGAGCUCAGCCUGGUGCUUUUUUGGAACUUUGGCAUUCUCCGGAAUGCCCUGUUAGUCUUUCAGUGUUUGAUGAACUUGAAAAGAGGUACUCUGAUUGCACUACAUGUCCAAGUUCCGAAAGGAGAUUGCUUUUUGACCGUAUAAAUUCAGGAAUUAUCAAUAUAUACGAGCAAUUCAUGAGUGCACAGCCAUGGGUAGGCCCUACUACAGCGACAAAUAUUUGUACUAAAUUGAUUAAAAACGGGCUCCAAGACUCUCUGUACAAAAUGCUGGGGUGCCAAGGAAAAUUAAAGGAUACCGCACUGGGGAAGGUGCUGGUAAGCGAAUUGCAGUGGUUGAACUUAAGAGAUGACGUUGAUGUAAUAGCUAGGGAAGUUGAGAGAUUGUUGCUAGAUGAUCUAGUGACAGAGAUAGCCAGUACAUAGACAUUUUGCCCCUGACCAUAUUUGUUCUAGGACUAUGCCUAAAACAUUAAUCAAGUAGUAAAAUAGCAAUUUCACAAGACGAAAUAAAGGAUCAUUCACUUUUGCUUCCGACAAAAAAUGUGCAUGCGAAUCAUCCGACAGAAAAUGGAGGAAAGCUUGCUAUGGUGGCUUUCAAGGUUGCAUUUUGUACUGUGAAAUACUGUUCACACUGAAACAUUGGGGGUAAAGGUUUAGGGUUUAGGAACAUAAAUGGGAGUUUAUUCGCCAGCUGUUUUUACCUUUGAAUUCCCAAUCAUAUGCCAAAUGAAAAUGAAACGAUUCACAUCCGAAUGAGAACAAUUAUAGUGCAAACAUUAAAUCAACAAGUCUUACUUCCACGAUCUAAAUUUAGUUUCAGUAUUUGAAACUUCAAAUAUAAUUGAUACGUAACAAGAAAGGGAUUGAUUCUCUUCAAAACGAUCAAUGGCAUUGUCUCGACAGUCUGCUGCUAGCCUAUCUUUGUGGUAACCGAAAGGUAUUUUUUGAAGGCUGAUGGUCAAGCAACUUUUUUUUUGGUCUAUGCGCCACUCACCCUUCGGCUUGCCAACAUUCCAACUUCAAGUAUUCGUUCUAUUUGUUGACCAGGAAAAAAAGUAUUCAUUUUGUUUUGCUUCGUAGCUUGUUACUACGCUCACUUAGAAAACCUAACUCUGCCUUGGAUCUCCGUGAUGUUUCUUUGUUGCAACUAAGCUGAUGACUGAUACACAUCGUUUUUUAUCAGGGGAAAUUUUAUACAUCUAAUCUCUAUUGUUUAGUUAUUCAUGAACCAAUUGGUAAAUAAAACAAAUGCUAUACCUUUUUAACGGGCCAAAACUGAGUUCAAUUCAACGUAAAAGCGUUAGAUAGGGUCUUGGUGAACGGGAGCAUUGUCAGAAUAAUAUAGCCCCUCAAGCCCAUUUCAUUAUGAGACGUUGCUGAGAGCCUCCGCUCAUUAUUGACCAAAAAUAUUAAAAAGAGCUUCCGUU